AUGUGUAACGGACACUUCAUCGCUAAUGCUGCAGUAUUCUGGAUUAUAUUCACAAUCGUCUUAUUUUGCAACCGAAACGAAGGACAGCACUACUUUUUCGAAGAAAUCAAUCAACUGAAAAGCAACUUUGACCCUGAUCAGGAAGAAACCGACAAAGACCUCACGGGUGUUUUAGAACCUGUGAUCACGUUCGAGAAUGCAACUCUACUUAAAGAUGACGAUCAAGAAGAAAAUAAAUCAUUGCUAGAAAAGAUCACGUUUCCCGAGUUCUAUCAUUCCCAGGGAAUCAUUUCCCUGCCUUAUGACGGGAUCAUUGAGCCGUUCGAAGCAUGGUAUGGUGGCCGACAUAAAAUGAGUCGCAUCGACUACUACUACGGUAAGACAAAUCAGUAUCUUCUACAUGACAUGCCAACAGGUGAUAUAUUGUCUUAUCAUUAGGACAGGUCGUAUUUGUUCUUCAAUAUUGACAAAAGAAAUAUGAGACUAAUAUGCAGACGACAUUUACAUAGCACGCGAGCUCAACCCUGAUUUCUGGAUGUCACUGUUGAUAGUAAUGCAUCAGGUUCCUCCCGAUGUCAUAUUCCGUCCCAAGCGCAAUAUUUGUUGAGCAAUUUAAGAUAAUAUGACACGCCAGUUCUGCUGCAAGUUGUACAAAGUUCGACGCACUUUUGCUUCGUUGAGUCCUAACAAAACAAAAGUUGUGACUAAGCAUCUCUAUCCGCCAUAACAUUAGUAAGUAAUGCACUGCAAGCCGGUCUAACAGAGUGUAUUGACCCAGCACACACCGAUGUAUUAAACCUUUUUUCUGAGAGUUUAGCCAACCAGUUCUUGCCAACAACAUGCGCCUUAAAAAUCGAAUAAAAUCCUCAUCGGUAAUGUCUUUUCAUUCCAUAAAGAAAACACCGAUUCAAGUUGUGUUUUUGGUUCGUCUCUUUCGCAGCCAGAAUGCGUUGUGUCUUGUAGCCUAUGUAACGGGCUACGAGAGAGACGUAUUUUCAGUUGAUGUUUUUGUUGUUAUUUAUGCACUUUUUGUUUAUUUUUGGGAUUACUCAGACAGUAAUACGAUACUCCAUCUCCUCUUAAACCGUUCUUUCUUGUUCCUUUCUUCUCACUCCAUGCUUAAGGGAUGGACAAGACAUUCCAGAGAGGGGACCUUAUGCCGUAUGGGGCCCUGGUUAAGUUGGUGCCAGCUCACUGGAAGAAAGGAGAUGAUCUCGAUGAAAACACACAGAGCUGCUGGUACAGGCCCGGAUUUCGAUGGUCUCCAGAGAAGGGUCAAAGUGUUGUCCCGAAGAAUUUGAAAAAAUUCAAGGUAAAUGUUGAAGCGUCCCGCAUCCCAAAUUUGAACCACAGACUGUUCUUUUGACCAAUUUUCCAGACUAAAAUCGAAUGCCGCGUGUUUUACACAUUUGGGAUAACCAAGAAAUCCUUGUCCAUAUGUCCCAUUUAUAGCUCAGUUUAUAUUCCUCCAAACUGGACUUAAAAAUUAUCUAAGAGUUCCUCUACAUAAAAAUUAAGCUUUGCCUUGGGAAAACAGUGCACUCCAAGUUAUCGUACGUACGCUGUUAUUUUUUCUUGACAAAUGUAGGUCAUAUGCUUCAUAGCACCUCUCCACCCUUCCCUCUAUGCGACGUCUUUUAGUGUCUCUUUAUCUAAGUUAGAUAAUCCCCAGUUAUGUUUUUUAAUGUUUACUUGAUACCUCAUAACGCCAGCUGUUCCAUAUAACUCUUCAAACAUCUUUUAGGCAGGAUUAGGGAAGUACGAUCUGAAAAAAACAAAGUACCACGAUGUUGCCGAGAAGAUUUGCAUAUGCCGCACAUAGGCAAAUUUAAAGCAAUUGGGCGAAUAGGUCUUUAAAAAAAACUCCCAUAGGACGUUAAUCGUUCUGCUUUAAAACAAUAAAAUGACAUAUGCACCAGAAACCAAACUCUUCAUUUCUUAGCUAUUAAAAGUACCUAUGAAAUUAUAACCUGUGACCACUGACGUCUGUGACACCUGUGACGCCUUUGAGGUAACAGACUCCAAAUCAGAACACGGUUGCCCAAAAAUUGUAUCGAGAGAAAACUGAACGCACAUAGAGAAACCGAUAAGCAAAACAGUGACUGCUUGUAAUCUGUGCGUAUCGGUUCCGGCAUCGGGGUUGAAUUCUGGGACGCCAUGUUUAAUUGCCCAAGUUACGUCGUCCGUAUUUGUUACAUUUCAACAAAAAAAUGGAGCUAGAAGUUAAUUUUUUAAAGCACUUUUAAUCGAGGAGAGGAGACAAAAAUUAUUUCCUCUGAAGCAUACUUCUCCUAUAAACAACAAGAAAUAGUGAAGCAUAAUUCUUCACAGGCUUGAUACUAAAGUUCCCGUCUAAAAAUAGACAAGGACUGCCUCAGGAGUAGGACUUGGAUGUAAGAUCGAAUUCCAUACCUUUAUCGUCUGUUGUUUCAGUACGUAGGCGAGGAAAUCCACAGUGGAAUGCCUGUUUAUAAGCUACAACGCACUGCAACUGUGUACAAGAAGAACAACACUUACACACUGUACGUGACAAAAGCAAAACCCUACAGACCUGUGCGUUACGUUAUGCACGGAUAUGACACUCUUCUGCACUCAUUUUAUGAUCAUUACGUCGUGGAUUACCUCUCUUUCCAUAAAUGGGACUUUGACUUUAAUAUCAUGAAAAUCCCAAAAGGUGAGUACGAUACACUGCGCAUGACACAUUUAUUGGCUGGGCUACUUCCUAUGACCUCAUACUCGUCUAUACUAACCUUUAACAGCCUAUUAUCAGUAUGCAUAUUCUUCAUACUAUUCGCUUUACACUUCCAAAGGUGCUGAGGAGGAGGAUUUGUUUAACAACCAAAAGCUUCCUAGAUCGGCGGUCAUUUCGUUCUUUCUGAUGACCUAAAUGAAUGAUUCAACAGUAUUACUGUAUGAAGAAAGUAAAUGAUGGUCACUCUUAGGGAUUAAAGGGUUGAGAAUUGCAAAGGCAGAAGCAAAGAAAUCAUAACAAUCACUUGGAUUAAAUGUAAGACCUCUGAGGAGCUCAUUAAAAUUCAAAGUAAUUCAUUUAGCAAAAUGGCUAAGACACGCACGAUCAAACCGCAUUUCACUUGAGUUCUAAAUCUGAUCGUUUGAGAGGAUGGCCCCAGUAUCGUAAACCAACAAAAAAAUCACAAUAAACCAAAACCAAUGCCACCUAUUGCUGUAAUGACCCCACCAACCGUUCCAACCCAACUCAUCAGGAGGACAAUACAGCACAAUUUUAAAAGAUACAUACCAAAGACAUAGUUACCCAGUGUAGCAGAUAAUUUAAUUAUAAAUGGCUCCACUGAAUCUACAUUAAUCUUGCUUCGAAUCCGUACCUUUCUCUUCAAUAUAUGGCACACUUAAGGUCAUACGUCUUCUGAUCCUAAGGAAAAUAUUACACUGUAAUGUAGUUGUAGAAUACACGAAUACGGGCAGAUCUGAUCGAGGUUUUUGCACGCGAACAGGACCUACGUGGUUGUCUCGAUAAGGAAGAUGAGCCUUUUUCCCGCCCUCUAAAAAUCUUUCAGCCCACAUCAUACCUUUUGACACAGCGCCUCCUUCCGUCUAUUUUUUGUUUACUUGUUAAUAUUCUUCCCCACAAAGGAGCCUCCUGCAAAAAGAAGAUUCAAAAGAUGAAAUCAAGAUACCACUUUAACCCCAUGGCAGAGUUUAUGCAUGAAAACUUUGAAGAUGGGGAGGUGGAACAAAUGUUUGAAGAAUUUAAGAGAACACACAAGAAAUCCUACGACGAUCCUACAGAACAUGAACAGAGGAAACACAUCUUUCGACAUAACAUGAGGUCAGUUUACAAUUUUCUUUCACUCACCUGCACGUUACAAACGUAACAAUCUGGUCAACUACAAUCCAAAGUUGCGCGAGAUACAAACGAAACAAUCUGAUCAACUAUAAUCUUAACAUGCGCGAGAUAUAAACGCAACAAACUGAUCAACCACAAUCUACAGAUUCAAGAGAUAAACGUAACAGCCUGAUCACUGACAAUCAAAAGAAAGAUGUGUGAGAUACAAACGUCAGAGUCUAAUCAACAACAAUCUAAACGUGUACGAGGUAACAAUUUGGUUAUCUAAAGAUGCGCGAGAUACAAACGUAACAAUCUGAUCAACAAAAAUUUACAGAUACGCGAGAUAAAAACGAAACAAUCCUAUCCUAUCAACCUACACGAGAUACAAACGGAACAGUCUGAUCAACAAAAAUCUACAGAUACGCGAGAUAAAAACGAAACAAUCUUAUCCUAUCAACCUACACGAGAUACAAACGGAACAAUCUGAUCAACAACAAUCUAAACAUGCGCGAGAUAAAAACGUAACAAUCAGUUAAUCUAAGGAUGCGCGAGAUAAAAACGUUACAACGUGAUUAAUAAUCAUCUAAAGAUGCACAAGAUACAAACGUAACAAUCUGAUCAACAACAAUCAAGAGAUAUGAGGGAUACUAACGUAACAGGUUGAUCAAAGACAAUCUGAUCAACAAAAAUCAAAAGAUGCGUGAGAUACAAACGUCACAAUGUGAUCAACAACAAUCCAAAAAUGUGCAAGAUACAAACGUAACAAUCUGAUUUAACAAAAAUCCACAGAUACGUGAGAUAAAGACGAAACAAUCUUAUCCUCUCAACCUACACGAAAUACAAACGGAAUAAUCUCAUCAACAACAAUCUAAAGAUGCGCGAGAUUCAAACGUAACAAUCUGAUUAUCUAAGGAUGCGCGAGAAAAAAGCGUUACAGUUUGAUCAACAACCAUCUAAAGAUACACAAGAUACAAACGUAACAAUCUGAUCAACAAAGAUAUGCGAGAUACCAACGUAACAGGUUGAUCAACUACAAUCUCAAGAUGCACAAGAUGCUAACGUAACAAUCUGAUCAACAACGAUCUAAAUGCGCGCGAGAUACAAACGUAACCUGAUCAACUACAAUCUUAAAGAUGCACAAGAUAAUAACUCAACAAUUUGAUCAACUACAAUAAAAAUAUGUAGGUAAUACUAACGUAACAAGCUGAUUAAUGACAAUCUAAAAAUGCGCAAGAUACAAACGUAACAAUCUGAUCAAUAACAAUCUAAACAUGCGCGAGAUACAAACGUAACAAUCUGAUCGUCUAAACAUGCGCGAGAUACAAACGUAACAAUCUCAUCAACAAAAUUCUAAAAAUGCACGAGAUGCAAACGUAAAGCCGGCAACACACUUAACAGUCUGAUCAAAAACGAUCUUACGAUGCACGAGAUACUAAGGUAACAAUCUUGCCAACUACAAUCUUAAGAUGCGCGAGAUACAAACGUAACAGUUUGAUCAACAACCAUCUAAAGAUGCGCGAGAUCCUAAGGUAACAAUCUCAUCAACUACAAUCUAGAGAUUGAUACGAAGACUGGAGAUGCACCGGAUGCUAUUGCCGACAAGUUUGAUUUAAGUUUAUCAUGCAUGAUUACUCCGUGAUGUUUUUUUAUUUCCAUCGUUAAAUUAUCAUAGAUAGGUGAAUAUAAAAGUUUGGCAACAUGUUUAACGUUUGUCUUGCGACACAGAGAAAGUGUGAUCGUCCCAAGUGGACUAGUUUCAAACCGUACCAUGCUCUACUAACUGAGCAAAAGAGACCAUAAGCUGUUGGCCACAAGUUACAUCUCGUGUGAGAAGCCUUUUGCACCAGAUACUUUAACGCUUUGACUCCUUAAGAGUGAUUAGCAUCUAAUUUCUCAUUACAUUAUCAUCCCUGAAUCAAAUAUUUAGGUCACAAGAAUAAGAGAAAUGAUCAGUAACUAAAGAAGCCCUUGAUUGUUAAACAAAUUCUCCUUGUCAGCACCUUAUAGGUCUGCAGAGAACAGCGUGGAGAAUAUGCAUUCUGGUGUUACGGUUAAAAGGCAGAAUGUGGACAUUUUUUUAACUAGGUUACUUUAAUUUUUGUGUCCUGUGUUGAAAUAAGGAAACAAAAACAUGCCCUUUUCCUUUACUUUAUAUCUCAGGUUUAUAAGCUCAAAGAACAGAGCCGCUUUGAACUUCACGUUGGCGCCGAAUGAACUAAGCGACGUCACAGACGACGAAUUUGAAAUGUACAAAGGUCUGUUAAUUGAUCCUGGCGGGGGUGAUGACGAGACACUAAAGAAACAGGAGAUACCAGAGGCAAGAUUUAACACUCCCGAUACACCACUACCCAAGUGUCUCGACUGGCGUGAAUACGGUAUGUCUUUUUCGUUCAAACCCCGCCAAUGUUUAGGUAGUGUAAUUUUCAGUUAAAUGUCAAAAGUAAUGUGGUAUAUUGUAUUGGUCUUGUAUCACUGUAACUGAUCUGUGAUUGGUCAUAUUGAGUCAGUGAGAGAUCAAAGUCAGUGGCUGCCUUAGAGGAAAGGUCUGCGAAUUCUGUAAACUCUUCCCCACUAUCCUCCCUAUCAGACAUACAUGUGAGUUUUUCUUAUUUCUUGUCAGACUCCAAAUUAUGACAAUGAAAGGACUGUAAAUUACAACCCGGAGUCCAUUUAGGGCUCUCAUCAACCUUAAGAUAUUUUUUCAGGUGCAGUGACCCCUGCCAAAGCACAAGGCCUGUGUGGUUCAUGUUGGACUUUUUCUUCCACUGGACCAAUAGAGGGAGCUUAUGCAAUCCAGGUGAAUUUGUAACUUUCUAUACACACAGAUUAACACCACAACAAUUAAAAAUAUACAACACAAUUAUGAGAUUGAGAUUAUCAUAUCCUUAUGUACUGGUAAGCAAGAAAGUCCACAAAAAUAUCAAAACAAUUAAAAAUAUUCACCAAACUGGAGGUUAACGAAGGUUACCAUGGAUAUUUACCAGCACGGUAAAAUUAAUGUCCACCACUUUCACUGACACUAAGCUGAAUAAUUGUUUUAUUACGUUGUUACGGUAUAAUCUAACCGAAAGAGAAACACUACAAUCUCACAAACUCAACUACUUUAUUAAACAGUGAGUAAUGUUCUUGACAAGGAGCAACUUUUAAAAGCAGUAUAGUACUUAUUGUUAAUUUACUUAAUUAAGCCCACCACAGUCUAUAUCAUAGCUCACCACUGACAUAAUCUCAUUGCUGUCUCCAAAUAAGCAAUCUUCCACUGACAGUAACUCUCUCUCGGUAUAGCUUUCAAAACAAUUGUCACUCCGACAACAACAACUACAACUACUACAUAAGUGAAUCUUUAUGUAUAUUCAAAAAGUGUUCUGGAACAUUCCGGAAGCUUACAUGAGAACUAUUUUCUUUAGUAGUUUUACAUUAUAAAUGCAUAACUUCAUGAAAUGUUCUGCAAUGUUCUAUGGUAUGCAAGUCAGCAUGACAAGGCAGUAUGAAGAUUUCUAAAAGCUUAUAUUUACAACAAUUACUCAUGACAACAAAAAAAAUUGGACACUAUAUUUUAUAACCUAAUUGACUGAACUAUCUAAAAACAACCUGUUGAAUAGCUAUUUCCUAACUAGGUCUCUUACGUAAUCACUGAGUUUAAUUUUAUUUCAUUUAAAACAUUUUCAAUUUCUUUUCAAAUACAUCAAGUCUGCAAUGAUUGUAAUUAGAGGGCAAAGAGUGAUUUUGACAUUGCAAAUACAUGUGUCAUUGAUUAUUUGGAAUGUUAUUUAUAAGUGGUGUCACUCAGCUGCUAGAUUUUGCACCACAAGAUCAGUCUGCAUGGCAGCCCUUCUCUUCAGCCUUUUCUCCUUUGCCUUUGCUCUGUAGCAAGGAAAUAAAAUAUGCACAAAUCACUUUGUGACAUUAACUAAUAUUGUCAGUUUUUCCUCAAAAUUCAUUUUAAAAAAUUGGUUUAAUUUAACCAAUCACUUUGAACCAGCACAGCAUAUACAUAUGUACUCUUAUUGCUCCAAACCAAUGGAGGAGCAUGUGUAGUGCAGUACAUGCAUUUAUUAAUUAGAAUUAAACCCCUCAAGAACCAGGGUACUGUCAGUUGUUAAGCAGAUAGGCUUCAUUGCCCUAAGUAAGAAUUGCAGACUACAUAUAAUUAGAGAGAGUCAGAGAGAGAGAAAGAAAGAGAAAGAGAGAUGUAAUAUUGCAACACUUGACUUACCAUCUUCCUGAAUCAAAUUAUUCAGCUUGCUCCUCAAGGACUGCAAUAUUAAAGCCUUGUCUUUAGGUGCCUUUUUUUUGGGCUGAUCACCUGUGGACCCUGACUCCUUCAGUUUUACUUGCAGCAGCUUUGUGACCACAGCAAGUUCUAAAUUAAAUUCCAUAUGUCAAGUGUGAAAACAUGUACAAUCACGACAACUAAAAGGUCCAAGGAAAAUUAGGAAUAGAGCUCACUAAGUACAUACAGUUCUUUUAUCAGUGCAGUGAUAAAAUUAUCCUAAACAUAACUAACUUGACCAAGUUCCCAGUUUAAAUCACCAGACCUGACCCUUCUUAAAUGGUACUGGCAGCUAGUAUAUUCACUGAUGCAACAUCACUGAUUUGCUGGUAUUCAAUUGGAAAACAUCCUAGUAAUUAUUCAACUGUGGCUCCCUCAUUAAAAGGGAUACUAACUGAUAAAGGCUUCCUUUAAUAAUUGCAAUAAUUAUCUGGAGGUUUUAAUGGCUUAUUAUAAAUAUCAUUUUUAGUAGAACAAAUAUAUAUAUAUAUAUAUAUAUAUAUUAAAUACCAACCUGUAAUAGCAUGCACAAUAUCUUGGUCUAGUUUAUGGAACCUUUUGCCCUCUAGCUCCUCUGUCUUGUAUAAAAACAUGAGUACCAUCCUUGCAAAGGCUGUUUUUGCUUUGGCAUCUUUUUGUGCUGCACGCACCCUGAUAGGAUUGAUUCACACUCCAUUGCCUAUUUCUUCCCAUUGUGAAUGAAAAAAUAAUUCUUACAUAUUUAAUACGACUACAGGAUACAAAUGAAGAAUAAAAAUCUGAUAAAAAACACCACAUAUGCACAUUGACUAAGUAUUACAAUUAAAAAAGCAACAUUGGAGCAGGCCAAAGGGGAGGGUGUUUCCUUAUUUGCCUUUAGUUUUGUCAGUUGCCAUUAUUUGCCCUUUACACCUUAAUUUCAUUAUGCAUAUUCUCCAUACUGUUCUUUAUACAUUUCCUAAGAUGCUGACAAGGAGAAUUUGUUUACUGAUCAAAAGCUUCUUUUGUUGGUAAUCAUUUUCUUCAUUUUGUGACCUUAAUGUGUGAUUCAGGGGUGAUAUUGAAAGGAGAAAUUAGAUCUUAGUCACUCUUAGAGUUAAAAGGGUUAAUGGCUGUAAGUUAGAGGCAUAUCUUUAUAAAUUGUUUAACUUCCUGUUAAGUGCCUCCUGUCUGGGUACUUUCCCAUACCUAAGGAUAUCCUUAUCCUGAUUAUACACCUCUCCUGGAUUUGGAGUUAAUUCUUUUGCCAUUGUCAAAUUAAAAAAAAACAUAUUACACAAAGUUAAUAUUAGAGAUUUUCUUAGAAUCAGGUGUCAUCUUAACAGAAAAUAAUAUCUGUCAAUUAAUAGGACUCUUGAUUUAUUUUGAUGCAUCAAUGUCCCAACACAUCAGUAGAUAAAGAUAUACUUGGAUAUAGUGCUAAUGCAGAUCUUCACAACUGCUCUUCCUGAACACUUUUUUUUUUAAAUGCUUGUAAGCCCUGGAUAUAAGUUCUCCUAUUGUUAAACCUAUACUCAAACCUGUCACGGAUUUGUAUACAUGAAAGGCUUAUAAGCAAGAUUUUAUGGUAUAUUAUAUAUAAUUAUAUAUCUGUUAGUUCAACUAACCAGCAUCUGCAUAUUCUGCUGAUAUUUCCUUGAGGGGCUCUACUUCAUCCCUUAGUCUUUGCUUUUCCUCUCUGUAGAGCAUGUUGUGACAGCGACUACCACACAGAAAUAAGAAAAUAGUUUAUUUCUGUCAAUUCAGAUUGUCAGAAAUUAAAACGUUGAUGCAUGAUUUUGUCUUUUCGCCUGCUCGGGAGUGAAUAGUACUUGCGAAUCACCUCCGAACCAACCAAUUAGAGUGCAUGAAAAGCACUAUUCCCCUGUGUGGUGUAUAUCAAUAUGACGUACUCUAAAAAAACGGAUACUAUUUAAGACCAAUCAAAGAAAUUACAAUGGUACUUCUAAAGGUACAUUCACCUCUUUGGGUACUCCACAACAUAAGCACAGUCAACUCUUACCAUCAUAACUACCACUAAUUUUUCUGAAGGAGCAGGAACAGUGUCUUGAAGCAUUCAAUUUAGCAAAGUUGUAAUGUAGAAAUGAAAAAUAACAAAAACGAUGCACAUACCUUACUCUCUUCCUAGCCUGGGUUCGUCUUGUUUAGCGAGUGUAACCUGGGGAGAGCUUGGUGACCGAAAGAAACCAAAACGAGGCUAUUAAUAGUGGGGACCUUAAUUAUAUAAUUACAUACGUCGUGAAAAUGUCGAUACGAUCCUCAAGGCACGUUUUAAGUCUUGUAGCUAAGAAAAAAAUUCUUGUUACCGAUAGACCGGAAAACUUAUGGACGUGUCAGAACAGCAGCUGAUGGACUGUAGCUGGGGGUUUGGUAACAGUGGCUGUCGAGGAGGUUACUCAUGGAAAGCUCUCGUCUGGGCCAAGAGGCACGGGGUUGCCUCUAGUAGCAGCUAUGGCAGGUACCUUGCUCAGGUCAGUAUACUGAUUUUUUAUGCUUUGAAUCCAGAAAACUCACCUGGAAGAGACGACAAGUUAAACUAGAAACCAUGACGCUCUUUUAACACCCACAUGUUAUCUAAAGAGACUAUUGCGGUUAUAUGUUACAUUAAGGUAAGGGCGAGCACGCCUUUUACUUAAGGACAGGUGAAAUUUUUGUAUAAUCAGAAGAAGUACUUGCCUGAUUAAUUAUGAUUUAUUAAUUGAAUACUGACAUUAUGACAUUCUAAGCUAUUCUGUUCCUCCCCGACCUACCGAUAAUGAUGGCAAAUGCUACGAGGCCUAACUAAAAGCAUAUUAGAAAAAUUUCCAACUGAACUAAUCUGGGAUUACAUUGGUUUUGCUUUACUUCAAUUUUUGAUAUGAUUAGAAAACUCACGCCAUCCUCUCAAUCAAUCAAAUCCAAAACUAAAACCAAUCACGAGUUGGUCGCCUGCGUCUUCCCGCGCUUUAGUUAGUUGGUUGUUUUUACUCUAAUCGGCCGUUGUUAUUACUUUGGUUUUGGUUUUAUGACACUCAAUCGAAGGUCGCCCUAUCUGUUUAUAGUCUGACAAUAUGCCUCCAUGUUAUACACACAGGAGGGAUUCUGCCAUUGUGCCAAAGAAGACGGUUGUGAUGUGGUGAAAUUCAAGCGAGUGGUGACUGUGAAGAAAAAAGACGCAGAGGCGUUGAAACAUGGCCUAGCCAAGUUUGGUCCGGCGUCCAUCGCUAUCAGCGCCAGUCGAAAAACUUUGAAGUUUUACAACUCUGGCAUUUAUGAUGAUGAGGAUUGCAGUGAGUAACACUCAGCUAGUAUAUACACUAAUUUUCAAAAUAAUCAGCUCUCCUGGAGAGGUUUUCUAAUAGUUGUUAUCGUCGUUAAUCUUUAGUACGCAAGAGCAUAUUAUUUCAAACGGGAUGCUGGGAUUUUAGAAAAACCUAAAUGACCCUAUAAGAACUAUUUUCUCCACAAGCGGUAUCUUGUACCUAUGGAAAAGAAGAACGGCUCGUAACAGAUCCCAAGGAUUUAAUUCUUUUUUUUUAAUUUGAGUCGACCUCCUCAAACCGUUUUUUAUCAAGAGGAAUGUGAGGGAAGGUUAUUACGACUGAAAAAAUCGAACAAACUGUUUGAUAAUGGAUGGUACACAAGAGCUUAGGGUCGAGAGGGGGGAGUUUUAGGUGCACAUGAUCUCCUUUUUUAAAUUUUCAAGGAAAAGGAAUGAUUUCAAAAGAUAAAAGCGACCCCUCUCCUCCCUUCCAUAUACAAACAAGGCACUACUAUGGAACCUCCCUACUAGACAAGUAUUGAUACUUUUGAAGCUCACCUGUUAUCGAUAAUGAUUUUUUUUCCAAACUUUGGUUUUCUUUUUCUCUAAGGCACUCAAACAAAUCAUGGUGUUGUAGUAGUUGGUUACGGUGAAGAAAAUGGUACCUCUUACUGGAUAGUGAAGAAUUCGUGGGGAAAAUUUUGGGGCGAAGAGGGAUUUGUUAAGAUUGCUAUGAAAGACAAUUUAUGCGGUGUCCUUACCAACGAGCCUAUAUUUGUAACCAUGAACGAAACCCUUGAUGACGCGGGUGAAUCUUAUCCAUUCAUGAGGAUGAAAAAACAGAGUUUUGUGGAUGUGGAAAAAAAACUCAACGUAACUGCUUUAAAACUUUCGCCAUUUGAUUACAAGAGAUCAAGAACACGAUUUGAGGAACUUGCUAAGGAGCCAGAUAAAAGGACGUUCUCUUAA
Pocillopora meandrina is the source of this 12267-nucleotide messenger RNA. The record is from the annotation of a GenBank genome assembly. Lineage: Eukaryota; Metazoa; Cnidaria; Anthozoa; Scleractinia; Pocilloporidae.